GCGACCGCCACUGUCCACCCACGACACCUACGAGACCGCACGGCGCAGUCGAGCGCAACGUAGCGUAGCUCAGCUCUCCUUGCUUGUCCAUGGCACCCCCCAAGCGCCCCACCAUCGGGCUCGAGGAAGGAGCCCUUCGCAUGGCAGGCGGCGACGAAGACGUCGAAGGCCAGCACGGCCCCGCGGCCGGAAGCAGUAGCAGCUGCCAGCCCCCCGUCGCAGACGGCAAGGCAGCGACCCGACAGGCGCUCGCGUCGUCAACCGAAUCGGCUUCCUCCCCCAUCAAUGAGAAGAGCAACAGCAGUAGUAGCCACAACAAUAGCAACGCAGGCGUACUCGGUGCAGACCCAGACGUAACGCCAGACGCAGACAAGAGCGGGCACGGGCACGCAGACGACCCGUCCGUAUCGCACGCGUUGCCGCGCAAGCGCGUCAUGACCAGCGGCACCGCCGGCACGAAUACGCACACGCAUGUGCGCAACGGCGACGCUCCUGGCCUUGGUGGGCCCGGCGCCGGGCCGCCGCGCCGCGCGACCAUGGAGAGCGCUGUAGGCGGAGGCGCGCAGCUGGCGCGAUCCUUCACACUACUCUUGACCCCAGAGCACCGCCUGGCGCCCGCGCCCACGACAUUGCGCUCGAUCCGGAACAUCAUCUGCUACUCCUGGCUCAACAUGUUGCUCAUAUUUAUCCCCAUCUCGUGGGCGCUGCACUUUGGGCUCGAAAACUCGACCGUCGCGAACAAGGACGUCAUCGUCUUUGUCACUGCCUUUUUCGCCAUCAUCCCCCUCGCGCAGAUGCUCAGCCUCGGCACAGAGGAGAUCGCGCUGCGCGUCGGGGAGACACUCGGAGGCCUUAUGAACGCUACGCUCGGCAACGCCGUCGAGCUCAUUGUUGCCAUCAUCGCCCUCUUCAACUGCGAGCUGACCAUCGUGCAGACUUCGCUGAUUGGCUCCGUCCUCUCAAACGUCCUCCUCGUUUUGGGCAUGUGCUUCUUCGCUGGCGGUCUUCGCUAUUCGGAGCAGACGUUCCAGGUUACCGCGGCGCAGAUCAACAGCAGCCUGCUCGUCAUGGCCGUCAUCACUGUGCUGCUCCCCGCUGGGUUCCACGCGACGCUGGGCAGCCUGCCGGACUUGACCGAGCGCGCGGACAUCCUCUCUUUCUCGCGCGGUACGGCCGUCAUCCUUCUGACGAUAUACCUCGCCUACCUUUUCUUCACUCUCUCCUCGCACAAGCACUUGUUCACCGGCGACAGCGACGAGGAGGAGGAGCCGCAGCUCAACACAGGCAGCGCCAUCGGGCUGCUCCUCGUCGCCACCGUCCUCAUCGGCGUCACGUCCGAGUGGCUCGUUAGCGCCAUCAACGGCGUCGCCAACGCCCCCAACGGUCCCAGCAAGACCUGGAUCGGCCUCAUCCUCCUCCCCAUCGUCAGCAACGCCGCAGAGCACGCCACCGCCGUCACCGUCGCUGUCAAGGACAAGCUCGACCUCAGCAUGGGCGUUGCGGUUGGCUCCUCGAUCCAGAUUUCGAUCUUCGUCAUUCCGUUGCUUGUUGUCAUCGCGUGGAUCGCAAACAAGCCUCUUUCGAUGCUGUUCGACCCAUUCGUCUCCAUCUUCCUCUUUCUUGCCGUCCUCAUUGUCAACAGCGCGAUCCAGGACGGCAAGACAAAUUGGCUGGAAGGCUACCUGCUCAUGAUGGUCUACGUCAUCGCAGCCGUCGUCUUUUGGUACGUCAACCCGGACGACCCCGCGUCGGGCUACGUUAAUUUAUUCUCGGACAGCCAGUGCACUAAGUAGGGCACGCGCACACGGCACAUCCACCCUCAAGGGAGAGGGAGACGAGUACGCCUGCCCUUGCAUUUCGAGGCGGGUCUUCUUUCUCUUACAUGCGCCAUCCUCUCACCGUGUCUUCU
This is a messenger RNA of Tilletiaria anomala UBC 951, 1909 nucleotides long. Its product is annotated as calcium/proton exchanger. The transcript is spliced from 5 exons. The coding region runs from base 90 to 1793 and encodes 567 amino acids. Gene Ontology annotation, molecular function: calcium:proton antiporter activity. Gene Ontology annotation, biological process: calcium ion transmembrane transport; intracellular calcium ion homeostasis. The record is from RefSeq and is a predicted model, not a curated record. Lineage: Eukaryota; Fungi; Basidiomycota; Exobasidiomycetes; Georgefischeriales; Tilletiariaceae. Gene Ontology annotation, cellular component: fungal-type vacuole membrane.